CCAUGGUGCCGACAAUGCACACUGUACUCUUUGAUGGCCUUUUUUAGCCAUGGUGCCGACAAUGCACACUGUUCUCUUUUAAUGUCGUUUUAUAGCCAUGGUGCCGACAAUGCACACUGUACUCUUUGGAUGGCGUUUUAUAGCCAUGGUGCCGACAAUGCACACUGUACUCUUUUGGUUGCGCUUUAUAGCCAUGGUGCCGACAAUGCACACUGUACUCUUUUGAUGGCGUUUUAUAGCCAUGGUGCCGAGAAUGCACACUGA
Lottia gigantea (owl limpet) is the source of this 264-nucleotide messenger RNA. RefSeq lists its product as hypothetical. The transcript has a single exon. Lineage: Eukaryota; Metazoa; Mollusca; Gastropoda; Lottiidae. The record is from RefSeq and is a predicted model, not a curated record. The annotation marks the transcript as partial.